CCGCCGCCGCCGCACUUCGUGUAGCUCCUCCUCCUCAGAAAUGGAGGCCAGCGCCGCCGCAGCUUUGUAUCCCGCGCACCGAUGCAAAAACUUAUACCUGGUGAGGCAUGCCCAGGGUGUUCACAAUGUGGAAGAAAAGAAGGAUGUUGUAGACUACACUUUACCUGAGCUGCUUGAUGCUCAACUCACCCCUCUCGGAUGGAGCCAAGUUGAUUGCCUGCGAGAGCAUGUGACGAAAUGUGGACUAGCAAAAAAGAUUGAGUUGGUUAUUGUUUCCCCUCUAAUGAGGACUAUGCAAACUGCAGUGGGGGUCUUUGGUGGUGGGAACUGUACUGAUGGAGUAAGUGCACCCCCAUUAAUGGUAGAAGGUGCAGAAAACAGUGGACGCCAGCCGAUUUCAAGUUUGAACUGCCCACCAUUCCUUGCAGUUGAGGCCUGCAGGGAGCAGUUGGGUGUUCUUACCUCUGUCAAGAGGAGCAGCAUAACAAGAUACCGUACUCUCUUUCCUGCCAUUGAUUUUUCCUUGAUAGAGAAUGAUGAAGAUGUUCUUUGGGGACCCGAUGUCAUAGAAGCAAAUGAGUCUGUUGCUGCCAGGGGCAUGAAUCUGUUUGACUGGUUAUGGACCAGAGAAGAGAAAGAGAUAGCUAUUGUCAGCCAUUGCGGUUUCUUGUAUCACACCCUAAACAUGUAUGGCAAAGAGUGUCAUCCAACCGUAGCAGAGGAACUGGGCAAGAGCUUUGCCAACUGUGAGCUCCGGUCGAUGGUGCUGGUCGACAGAAGUAACCUUGGAUCGGAUACCUCUACAUACAACUUCGCUGGGAAGAUACCGACCGGGCUCGAUAUGCCUAGCGAUGUCGCAGACAAGAAGCACACUCAGUGACGGAGCCAGAAAUUUUAUGGAGCUUGGGCAAGUUAAGACUAAGUGCAUAAUAAUCACACAAAAUUUAAUUUUGAAGUAAGCUAAUAUAUCAAUAUCCAAAUAAAGUUGAGACAUAACAACAAAAGAUACAUAUUCAGCUUUGCAAGAAUAGAGAUGGUCAGAAUAUUUGGAGGAUACUCACAAAUUUGUUUUCUCUUUCCUGGAUCGCGCUUAAUAUCAUUUGGAUUAAAUCCAAUGGCAAUGUUAGGAGUUGGUGGUGCCUCCACUUCUAUUUCCGGUUGCACGCCAUUCCCA
Molecule: messenger RNA, 1174 nt
Organism: Hordeum vulgare subsp. vulgare (domesticated barley)
Lineage: Eukaryota; Viridiplantae; Streptophyta; Magnoliopsida; Poales; Poaceae
Product: phosphoglycerate mutase-like protein 1
Exons: 10
Coding region: 41-880 (279 amino acids)
Cellular component (GO): cytoplasm
Molecular function (GO): phosphatase activity
Source: RefSeq, a predicted model, not a curated record